UUCGCUGACGUCCUUCCUGUUUCACCGUAACAGCACGUGUACGGUGUACAGUUUUGAGCUGAAGGGAUAACUAGCAGCUAAACUUCAGCUCUUAGUAACCUUCUUGUGGUCUCUAAUUUUGAUUUGUCUGGGAAGGCUUUGUCGAUUAAGCGGUCAAAAUGGUGAAACCUCGGUUCAAGGGGAAAAGCUCGAUAAACCCCUCGUCGUCCAGCAGCAACCCUGAUCGAGCGAAUGGUGCUGGUGGGAACAAUAUGAGGGACCGAUCCACUAUCAAGCGUCUGAAUAUGUACAGACAAAAGCAGAGAUGUAAUAACCGUGGAAAAGUCAUCAAACCUUUACAGUACCAGUCCACAGUGGCUCCAGGGACUGUAGCCAGAGUUGAACCCAACAUCAAAUGGUUUGCAAAUACCCGUGUGAUCAAGCAGUCUUCACUCCAGAAGUUCCAGGAAGAGAUGGGAGCAGUACAGAAGGAUCCAUAUCGUGUAGUGAUGAAACAAAGCAAACUACCCAUGUCCCUCUUGCAUGAUAGAGUGAAAGCCCAUAACUCCAAGGUGCACAUUCUAGACACAGAGGGUUUUGAGAUUACAUUUGGGCCCAAGGCUCAGAGGAAGAAGCCUAGUCUCAUGGUGGAGGAUGUGAAGGACCUCGUAGAACAAGCUGAGGCCUCAGCCUUGAGCUACAAUGCAGACAAUGACAAAGACCUGAUGACAGAGGACACAGGGGUCCGAGAGGAAGCACGUGAGGAAAUCUUCAAAAAGGGUCAGUCCAAGAGGAUCUGGGGAGAACUUUACAAGGUGAUUGACUCAUCUGAUGUCGUCAUCCAAGUGCUGGAUGCCCGUGAUCCCAUGGGAACACGCUCUAAGAGCAUAGAGACAUACAUGAAGAAGGAGAAACCCUGGAAACAUCUGAUCUUUGUUCUAAACAAGUGUGACCUCAUUCCCACCUGGGUCACGAAACGGUGGGUAGCUGUUUUGUCCCAAGAAUACCCCACUCUGGCUUUCCAUGCCAGCCUCACCAACUCAUUUGGUAAGGGAUCCCUCAUCCAGCUGCUCAGGCAGUUUGGCAAGCUCCACACAGACAAGAAACAGAUAAGUGUGGGUUUCAUUGGCUACCCUAAUGUGGGAAAGAGCUCAGUCAUCAACACACUGAGGUCUAAGAAGGUCUGCAAUGUGGCUCCCCUUGCCGGGGAAACGAAGGUGUGGCAGUACAUAACUUUGAUGAGGCGCAUCUUCCUCAUUGACUGUCCUGGUGUCGUCUACCCUUCAGAAGACAGUGAAUCUGAUAUUGUCUUGAAAGGAGUGGUUCAAGUGGAGAAGAUCAGGAAUCCAGAGGAGCACAUUGGGGCAGUACUGGAGCGCGCCAAGCCAGAAUACAUUCAGAAGACCUACCGCAUCCCCACUUGGAACUCUGCUGAAGACUUUCUUGAGAAGCUGGCAUUUCGCACUGGGAAACUUUUGAAGGGCGGUGAACCAGAUCUUUCCACGGUCUCCAAAAUGGUGCUGAAUGAUUGGCAGAGAGGACGUAUCCCCUUCUUUGUGAAACCCCCUGGACCUGAGGGUGAUCACGAGGACAAGGAGCAAUUGGCAGUUGGAGGACCCUCAGAGGUUGUUGAGAAUGUACAGGAGGAACAGCCAGACAAGCCGGACGCCAUCUCAGAGGAACAUGAGGAACAGCAGCAGCGUCAGCAGAGACAGAAGGAGCAGGUCCAGAAGAUUCUGGCCAAUGUGCGACAGAACUUUGGAAAGAUCAACGUGGCACCUGAGUUCAGUGAGGAAGACUUGGUUGCUGUGGAGAUGCCUGACCUGGAUAUAGCUGACUUCUCUGGCUCUGAUGGCGAGGAAGGCAGUGAGGAAGAGGAGGGUGGAGAGGAAGACGGGACCAGUGUUGAUGCAGCUGAUGGAGAGACUAAGUCCUCAAAGUCCACAACCUCUCAGACUGGCAAGGCAAACGCUAACAAGAGUUCUCGUGAAGUGAUUCGUGAGCUGGAUGAGAAGAUCUCAAAGUACAAGCAGUUCCUGGACAGAGCCAAAUCCAAACGUUUCUCUGCAAUCCGGAUACCUAAGGCACUUUCUGACAAAGCGUUCACAGACCUCAAGACUAAACAAGCGGCAGCAGCUAAGCAAGCAGAGGAGAAAGCUGCAAACCAGAGGAGCAAGAAGAGGAAAGUUCAGGGAGACGAGGAGUCCACCCAGCCGCGCAGACUGACAUCUAAACAGAGAAGAGCGAUGGACCGUGCCAAGAAAGCUAAGAAAGUUGGUGUACGUUAUUACGAAACACACAAUGUGAAGAACAAGAACAAGAACAGAAAGGCCCCAGCAUCAGCCACAGAAGGCCAAAAGGCCAAAAGAUCAAAGCACUAGACUGGAGUCAUAAAACAAAACAUAUGUAACAAAUCCUUAUUUAAAUUAGCCAAAAAAUGUCAUGUUUUUAUUGAAAAUGUAAAGUUGACAGAAGGUGGAAUGCUAACUACAUGUUAAAUGGUCUUAAUCAAGUGGCCUUAUCUUGACUUUCCUUCAGGGAAGUGACUGUUUGUAUCUUGCCUUUCCAACUUUAUUUUUCCUUCAACCUAGAAUUGUUUUUGAAUGAUAUUUCAUUCAUCAUUUACAGGUGUAAUGCUCUCUUGAUGUUCAAGAGAAAUGUACAGUAAUUGUUAGAACUGUACUUGUCAUGUCAUGCUGUUUGGAAAAAUAAAAUGGUUGCUAAUAA
Molecule: messenger RNA, 2706 nt
Organism: Micropterus salmoides (largemouth bass)
Lineage: Eukaryota; Metazoa; Chordata; Actinopteri; Centrarchiformes; Centrarchidae
Gene: gnl2
Product: guanine nucleotide binding protein-like 2 (nucleolar)
Exons: 16
Coding region: 159-2360 (733 amino acids)
Cellular component (GO): nucleolus
Molecular function (GO): GTP binding
Source: RefSeq, a predicted model, not a curated record